Molecule: messenger RNA, 729 nt
Organism: Aspergillus campestris IBT 28561
Lineage: Eukaryota; Fungi; Ascomycota; Eurotiomycetes; Eurotiales; Aspergillaceae
Exons: 1
Coding region: 147-599 (150 amino acids)
Source: RefSeq, a predicted model, not a curated record
CUGCUACCGUCGCGUGCACCGUCGUCCGUGCGGUUGAUGUCUCUGUAUGUCCGGACCUAAGGUGGAUCGGAAAUCCGAAACACAUCCGAGAUCAUCCAUGCACCAAAAUCCUCAACGCGCCAUAAGCAGAAACUCUGAACGACGUAAUGCUGUUGCGCCCCGUAAGCCGUAAGCGCCUGAGCGGUAACACUAAGCACCAAGCACCAAGCGCCAAGGUGGAAAGUGGAAAUGGUAAUCCACCUACGGAGAGCUUGCCUGAGGAUCGAAGGCCAAGGCCAACGGGCAACGAUGACGGCGACGGUCGGCGACGGUCGGCAGUCGGCGACCGAACGGCUUCAAGUUGGAGAAACCUCGGAGCCCAAGCCGAGUCAAGGACGGCCGUGAAAACCGGCCCGAACGAUGACGGAGUCGGCCAACAGGUCGAGAAACCGAAAGUGUUUUGCAGCCGAAGUCUUGGCUUACCGGUUUCUGCAAGUUACCAUUGGCUGCUGGGAUUUCGGCCGGGGACCCAAUUCACGCUUCUGGAAUGCCGACCCGCACGCAGCGUCUGGCCUAAGGCAAGCCAAGGCCGCGACGGGGCUUUUACUGGUUUCGCUUAGCAUGGGAAUGAUGAUGGAAUGGUUUCGCUCUUUUUUGUUUUGGAGGGCGGGGAUUGGCCGAAUGGGUUUUUCUAGACGAGAUGUUUAGUGGGAACGUAUAAGGUAGACGAGUUUAACGGUCAUGCCCAAU